GCGGAGGUAUCAUGGAGGAUCAGUAGAGACUCAGUCCGUUAGAGGAGAGCCGCUCCGAGCACCGAGCACCGGGACCGUUACCGAGCACACGAAGCACCGACACCGGCACCAUGGACAUGAAGAAGAGGAUCAGUCUGGAGCUGCGGAGCCGGAACCCGGCGGAGAUAGCGGAGCUGGUGGUGGACAACAGCCGCUCUGCGGACGGGGAGGUGGAGGGACUCUCGGAGGACUUCAAGGAGCUGGAGUUCCUCAGCAUGGUCAACGUGGGGCUCGGCUCUUUGGCUAAACUGCCGUCGCUGCCCAAACUACGGAAGCUGGAGUUGAGCGACAACAUGUCUGGUUCUUUGGAAACUUUGUCAGAAAAAUGUCCAAACCUGACGUAUCUGAACCUGAGUGGGAACAAGAUCAAAGAGCUGAGCAACGUGGAGGCCCUGCAAAACCUGAAGAGUCUCCAGAGUCUGGACCUGUUUAACUGUGAGAUCACGUCUCUGGAGGACUACAGGGACAGCGUCUUCGAGCUGCUGCCUCAGGUCACCUACCUGGACGGCUUCGACCAGGAGGACAACGAGGCUCCGGACUCAGAGGCCGAGGACGAAGACGAGGACGGGGAGGACGGGGCGGGGCCGACUGGAGACUACGAGGACGAGGAGGAUGAAGAAGAGGACGAGGACGGCUCAGAGGGAGGAGAGGUGGGGCUGAGCUUUCAGGCGACCAGGGGAGAUCAGGAGGAUGAGGAAGACUUUGCAGAGGAAGAGGAGGAAGAAGAGGGCCAACCCGGCGUCCAGGGACAGAAGAGGAAGAGGGACGUGGACGAUGAAGGCGAGGAAGACGAUGAUGAUGACGAAGACGACUAGUCCUUCGAUCAGCUCGUCGUCUGUGUGUCGUCCUGUUUGUCUCCGUCUCCGUCUCCGUCUCCGUCUCCAGACCUCCACCAGACAACAAUCACCGUAACCACGGCAACAACAUCAGCAGCACCAGGACACUGAUCUGAAUUUUAACCCUUUCAGUUUGUUUUUAGAUAAAAUAUAAAUAUGUGAUCAGAAGUUUCCCUGAUGGUUCUCAGCUGAAGGUGUGAACCGGCUCCUUGUUAAAGAACAGGUGUGAAAACCAAAACCCACGUGGUCUCAUGGGACGACUACUUUAUUUUAUACCAGUGGGGGGGGGGGGGUCCAGUCCAGACUACAAGAUGUGUUCCAUCAGGUGACCUCAGUUCCCAAAUGGCAGUUUGUCCUGUACACUUUCAAGAUGCAGAUGUUUUGUAGUGAAUCAGUGUCACUGGGACGUGGAGCAGCCACCUGGUGUCCAGAUGUUUCCCAGCAGCUGUCGAGCGACCUCGACUGUGGAUAUUUUGACGGACAUUCGAUUGUCACUGUGCAGCAGGAACACCACACUGCCCCCUAUGGUUCAUGUACAUAUUGCAUCUUCAGUACAGAUGGCGUUGAAGGACCUGAUCAUACAAACACCUCGUUAUAAAGAAGUUCAUCCUUAAGAUCAGGUCAGUGGUGGAUCUAGUGUCCCCAUGAAGACACCUUGUAGUCUGAACUGGACUUGUUCUGAACAUCUGAGCUGAUCCAAACAUCAGGUUCACCUCCAGGAAACCCGACUUCUCGUAUCGGGACCUUCUUCUUCACAGGUUUUUACAGAUUCAUCUUCAUCACAUCGUUCUUCUGAGCCUCAGACCAACAUCUGAUCUCAUUCACCAAAAACUUGUUCAGGAUCAGAACUCUGUUCUUUCUGCAGCCUCUGACCGGAGCACGCCCCCUUCAGGAGCUCCCGUGUCUUACACCCAAUCAAAGACGUCUCAGCGUGUUGGACGGUUCAGGAUCUUCAUCACGUCACGAUUCAGUCCCAUAAAGUCCCCGACGUGGACGAGUCCCACGACUCUGUCCUCCAACCGCCGCUCAGGUCCACAGAGCUCGUAGGAUUAAUAUUCCCAGUGUGUGUUUGAUUUAUUGUGGGGACUCUUCAGGGAAGGCUAGGGGGCGGGCGGGUGAAGUUGUAGUUUGGGUGUGUUUGUUUUGAAGUUAACAGCAUAUUGUUUGUUGUCCCCGUCAGCAGCUGUUGAUGUUUUUAGUUUGAAGUAAAACCGAGCGUCUCGUUCUCAAACAGCCCGCCCCCCCGCGUGUUCAGACCGCUGGCGUCACACUUCAGGCUCCGCCUCCUAAACACAACUCCCCCUUUAAACCUGAUGGAACGGUGCGUUCAGGUGUCUCUGAGUCGUCACGCGAUGUUGCCUUCACUGGCACCUGCUCAGCUUCUGACUCUAAGACCCGGUCACCUGUCACAGUGGAUUAUGGGAUGUUGAGGACGAAAGACUGCUGACUUCAGCUGGUCUCAGGGGGCGGAGCUUGGACGUGACACACCUGUUGUGUAUUUUUAACUUUCUCCUGCUUCGGUCGACAGAAACAAACGAAGCUGCUCCGACUUUUAUCUAAACUGCUGUAAACUUUUAGCUUUUCUCUCAUUUUGCAAUUUUGAAAAUGAAAUUGUUUCAAAACAUCCACGUGUCUGGUCUCAGAUUCUGAUUCGUCGUCUGGUUCUCUGUGGAAACAAAUAUGAAAAUAUGAGUAUUAGAUUGAACUUUAUUGUUUCUAUAAGCUUCAUAUCAGCCACUAAAUGAACCGAGUUUGAUUUCGUAUCUUUGCGUUUUUAAUUCAAUCAAAUCUUUUAAAUUUGAUUUUAAUGCACAAACAACUACAGAUUUAUUUUUGAAGAAAAACGAUGACCACUCGGUCUGUGACAUGAAAGUCACUCCACUGUUUAUUUCUCGGUCUAAAAUUCUAAACUUUCAAAGUCACUAAAUCAUGUUUAAUGUUAAUUGAUUAUUUAAAAUAGUAAUCAGCUUCAAAAUCAAAUACAAAUGUGGAAUUUAGUUUGACUCAUUUGCUCCUUGGUGGGAACAAACCAGUGUUGGAAUGAGUCUGUGCUUUGCACCAGUGACCCCCUGUGGUCAGCCGUCAAACUGCUCCCCUUCAAUAACAUCAUGAGUCAGACAAACGUGAACGUGAGGAUGUGUAACCGUGUUGUUUUGAACAGUGUAGAUGUCGAGGGACACGUGUCAGAUCUGCUGACGUCAGGUUAUAACUGGUUUUAGGCAAUAUUGUAAAUACACUCAGUUUCAGGUUUGUUUUUAUUUUGUUAAAGAUUAAAUGGUUUUAAGGGUGUUUUUGUUUCUGCAGCGAGGUGAUAGUUGAACCUUUGACCUUUGACCCCAGCACGCUCCUCUGUUAGCGUCCUCCUUCGUCCGUCUGUGGGGAAACUGUGUUUGACUUGUGUGAUGUAACAAACUGUACUGAGGGGUUUUCAAUAAAAUACAUAAAAGAAAA
Messenger RNA from Pleuronectes platessa (European plaice), 3326 nucleotides. It is a transcript of the gene anp32e, whose product is annotated as acidic (leucine-rich) nuclear phosphoprotein 32 family, member E. The record is from RefSeq and is a predicted model, not a curated record. NCBI's taxonomy places the organism in Eukaryota, Metazoa, Chordata, Actinopteri, Pleuronectiformes, Pleuronectidae. Gene Ontology annotation, biological process: regulation of apoptotic process. Gene Ontology annotation, cellular component: nucleus. Gene Ontology annotation, molecular function: histone binding; phosphatase inhibitor activity.